AUGGACCAACCAAACAGGAAGAGCACUCCGUCCGUUGCCACCGUUACGAAGUCUCUGGCGAAAUUGUACGUGUGUGGAUUGAGACCGAACCACACGGAAAGUCAAUUGCGUCGAUACUUUGCGCAAUAUGGAACCGUUGAGGAGUGCUGCAUCGCACGGAACUCCAAUACAGACGAGUCGAGAGGCUUUGGUUUUGUUACCUUUCGAGAGGAGGCGCAGGCUGCACGAGCGCUGAUCGACAGGCACCACCUUAUCGAAGGUGGGCCUGUACAAGUAAAGCCCUACACGUUGAAGACGAAUAAGAAGAACUUGGCCUCCACCUCACUUGCAAACGAUAAGAAGGACGAGAAUGCGAGGUACAACGAUGAAAUUGGUGUUCCUAGAGGUAGAAGAAAGGUGGACGAGUUGCGUCUGUUCGUUUCCAAUCUAAAGCCGUCGGCUACGCAGCAGUCCUUGGAGGAGUACUUCUCUCACUACGGCACAGUGACAGCUGUAGACAUGAUACCUUACCGAAAGGGUGCCAGACCACGAGACAUUGCUUUCGUGAACAUGGCGACACCGCAGGAGGUGGAGGCCGUUUUAAAGGCGCGUCCUCAUCAAUUGAGCGGGGAAUAUAUUGUCGUGCGACCUGCAUUUCUGCCAGCUUCGAAAGAAGCAGCAGAUUUCGGUGAUGACAGAAGUAGUCGCCACGUGUUGGUUGUCAACAAUGUUUUUUCUUCAUGGAACGAAGACCGUGUUCAAAAGUUAUUCAGUCAUUUCGGCAAAAUCAUCAACGUGAAGGUAAAUCCGGAAACGCGCAAAGCUCACAUAGCGUUCUCCAACGCAGAGGCCUUGCAAUAUUUGAGGAAGCAGAAGUAUCUAAAUAUAAAUGGCGUGCAUCUUAUCACUUCUACCGGUGAUGAUGGAACUUGUGGUGCAACCUUUAUUAAUGCCUAUGUAUAG
Messenger RNA from Hydatigera taeniaeformis, 942 nucleotides. The record is from the annotation of a GenBank genome assembly. Lineage: Eukaryota; Metazoa; Platyhelminthes; Cestoda; Cyclophyllidea; Taeniidae.